Homarus americanus (American lobster) is the source of this 2235-nucleotide messenger RNA. RefSeq names its product proline-rich protein 36-like. The record is from RefSeq and is a predicted model, not a curated record. The annotation marks the transcript as partial. The transcript is spliced from 4 exons. NCBI's taxonomy places the organism in Eukaryota, Metazoa, Arthropoda, Malacostraca, Decapoda, Nephropidae.
AUGCCUAGGACAACCGGAAACAGAAUACGGGUACGCUCCCUCUUGGGGGGCGUAUCUGAAAAACGUAAGGAGGAACUGGGUAUACUACUGUGUGCCCAGUUAUGCAUCAAAUUCGCCGCACUAAUAGAAACAAAGGACUCAUACAUAGUCCUGUGCAUAGAAGAAAAAGAUGUGGACAACAUGCUUUCAGACGAAUCAACAAAGAAAUUAAAAGAGCAUGGUUUCGAAAUAGUAAUACCACCACAACUACGAGCCAAAAAAUCCAUAGUGAUCAAAAGGCCUCGUGCUCUCACCAGUGCCCCCCCUCAACUCAGCCUCUACUCUGACUUUGUCCAGCCUCGUGCUCCUACCAGUGCCCCCCCUCAACUCAGCCUCUACUCUCACGUUGUCCAGCCUCGUGCUCUCACCAGUGCCCCCCUUCAACUCAGCCUCUACUCCACGUUGUCCAGUCUCGUGUCCCCCUCCCUCAACCUCCAGCCUCUACCUCACGUGCUGUCCAGCCCUGCUGCCCCACCAGUGCCCCUCUCAACUCAGCCUCCCCACUCCUCACGUUGUCCAGCCUCGUGCUCCCACCCAGUGCCCCCUCAACCCAGCUUCUACUCACGUUGUCCAGCCCUGUGCUCCCACCAGUGCCCCCUCCUCAACUCAGCCCCCACUUCACGCUGUCCAGCCUCAGCUCCCCACCAGUGCCCCCUCUCAUCUCAGCCCCUACUCUCACGCUGUCCAGCCCUGUGCUCCCACCAGUGCCCCCCCCUCAACCUCAGCCUCUACUCCCGACAAGGUCCAGCCUCGUGCUCCCCCACCAGUGCCCCUCCUCAACCUCAGCCUCCCCACUGCUGUCCAGCCCUCGUGCUCCCACCAGUGCUCCCCCCAACCUGUAGCCUCCCACCUCACGCUGUCCAGCCUCGUGCCUCACCACAGUGCCCCCGUCAACUCAGCCUCUACUCUCACUUGUCCAGCCUCAGGCUCCCACCCAGUGCCCCCCUCAACCCAGCCUCUACUCCUCACGUUGUCCAGCCCUGUGCUCCCACCAGUGCCCCCCCCCCAACUCCAGCCUCACGCUGUCCAGCCUCAGGCUCCCCACCAGUGCCCCCCCCAGCCUGUAGCCCCCACUCCUCACGUUGUACAGCCUGUGCUCCUGCCUGUGCCCCCCCCCUCAACUCAGCCCCCACUCACGCUGUCCAGCAUCGUGCCCCUCACCAGUGCCCCUCUCAACUCAGCCUCUACUCCUCACGUUAUCCAGCCUCGUGCUCUCACCUCAUUGACCCACCCCUCAACUCCACAGCCUCCCCACUCACGUUGUCCAGUCUUUGCCCCACCCAGUGCCCCUCAGCUCAGCCCCCACUCCCACUGCCAGUGUUCCCCGUGCUCCCACCAGCCCCCCCCAACUCAGCCUCUACUCCUCGCGACACUCCAGCCUGUGCUCUCACCCAGUGCCCCCUCAACUCAGCCCCACCUUCACGUGCUAGUCCAGCCCCUGUGCUCCUCACCAUUGACCCACCCUCAACCCAGCCUCUACUCCACGUUGUCCAGCCCUCAUGCUACCACCAGUGUCUCCCCCUCAACUCAGCCCCCACUCCUCACGUUGUCCAGCCUGUGCUCCCACCAGUGCCUGCACUAACUCCAGCCCUACUCCUCACGUUGUCCAGCCCUCGUUCUCCCACCAGUGCCCCCUCAACUCUGCCAGCCUCCCCACUUUCACGUUGUCCAGCCUUGUUCUCCCACUGCAGCCCCCUCAUCCCUGGCCUCUACUCCCCACAAGAGUCUCAGCCUCACAGGCUCCCACAGUCCCCCCCCCCCCUCAACCCCACUGUCACGUUGUCAAGCCCUGCCUCCUGCCCCAGUGCCCCCCUCAACCAGUCUCCCCACCUCACUGCUUUCCAGCCUGUGCUCCCAAAUUCAGUGCCCCCUCAACCCAGCCCCCACCUCACUGCUGUCCAGCCCCGUGCUCCCACCAGUGCCCCCUCAACUCCAGCUCCCACUCACGCUGUCCAGCCUCGUGCUCCCACCAGUGCCCCACCUCAACUCAGCCUCUACUCUCACGUUGUCCAGCCUGUGCUCCCACCAGUGCCCCCUAACUCAGCCCUACUCUCACGUUGUCCAGCCUGUGCUCUUACCAGGCUCCCUACCGGACCUGAGGACUCCACACCCAGCUACCCAUACUCCACCGACAUGCAUGUACCUAAGGCUCAUCCGUCUACAUCAGGGGUACACAUGUACCCAACCGGCCAGCCU